UUCGCUUGAACUUCUUGCGCUAUGCAUAAACCCAUUUUUUAGCCGAAUUUGUUCUUUCUUCUCUCUUGCUGCCAAAUUUGAAAACUAGCUUCGAUCGUGACUGGGUAUUUUCUGACAGACGUUGGGCCGGCUGAUUUUCCAGCCAGCCAGCGUACUGCAGAGAGAAACUUAGGCCCGCCAGGCUUUGCAUCCUAGCCUUUACUUUCAAUCAACAUGGAUCCCCCACCGCAAUCUUACUUGAAUCAUCGGCGCAAAACAUUGCCCAUUGUCAUGCCGGACGAUUCGGAUCCCCACCAAGGCGACCACCAGCCUGAAGACCAAAAACGCCCAGAUAUACAAGCUGCCUAUCCCCCUUCCUCACCUCCUAACGCUGAAAGUAACCAUAUAUCCACAUACAGCUCCAGACCUUCCGUUGGUCUCGAUGUACCUGGAGCUGUUCAAACACGGGAGCCACCAGAUCCUAGCGAACGUCAGAUGGACAGUAAACUUGUGGUCGUCAUGGUGGGUCUACCAGCCAGAGGAAAGAGCUACAUUGUCAAGAAAUUGCGACGGUACCUGAACUGGUUGCAGUACGAAACUAGGAUAUUCAAUGUCGGAAAUAGACGCCGCAUCAGUGCUGAGCGAUCUGAAAAAUCGUCAGGGAAAGCACAAGACCAAUCCGCGACCUUUUUCGAUCCUAAUAAUUCGGACGGAAAAGCUCUUCGAGACGAGUUGGCAUUGGAAACGCUAGAAGAAUUGAUUGACUGGCUUAAACACGGUGGCCGUGUUGCUAUCCAUGAUGCCACGAAUUCCACUAGAGAUCGAAGAGCCAAACUUAUAGACCGUCUGCAGAGGGAGCCUGAAAUCAAAGUCCUAUUUCUAGAGUCAGUGUGUACAGAUAAGCUGGUAUUGGAACGCAACAUGAGAUUGAAGCUUUCAGGACCUGAUUACAAAGACAAGGAUCCGGUGGUGGCAUUGAAAGACUUCAAGACAAGAGUAGAGAACUAUGAAAGGGCAUACGAACCCAUAGGCGAAUGGGAAGAAGAACGGGAUGUACAAUAUUGCAAACUGAUCAAUGUGGGCAAAAAGGUCAUUGCUAAUAAUAUAUCCGGCUACCUUUCUGGCCAAGCUGUUUUUUAUUUAAUGAAUUUCAAUCUUGCUGAGCGUCAAAUCUUUCUUACACGACAUGGUGAGAGUAUGGAUAAUAUCGUUGAACGCAUUGGUGGUGACGCUGAGCUGUCCGAACGUGGGCAUAAAUUUGGCGCCGCUCUAUCACGGUUCAUCAAACGGCAACGUGAAGCAUUUGCAGAGGCUCAACAGGUUCGACAUGAGGAGGAGCUUCGACAACUUGAACAGUUUGAUACGGCAGAAUCUACUGUCAGCGGAGUACCAUUGGCUCAAUCGCUAUCAUCCUGCUCUGAGAAGACUGACCUAUCACAAGGCAAGUUCGUCAUUUGGACAAGUAUGUUACAAAGAGCUGUCCAGACAGUCGAAACUUUCAAUCCAGCAGAGUAUGAUAUCAAGCAUAUUCGAUUUCUUAAUGAGAUCUAUUCCGGGCUUCGAGAGGGUAUGUCAUAUGGAGAAAUUCAGCGCUUAUAUCCUGAGGAAUUCGCCGCUCGACAAGCUAAUAAGCUAUAUUAUCGAUAUCCUGGCAUGGGUGGCGAGUCCUACACUGAUGUUAUCCAUCGUUUGCAAUCGAUGAUCAUUGAACUGGAGCGCAUGACCCAAUCAUGUCUGAUAGUUACUCAUCGUGUAGUGAUGCGUAUCCUUCUGGGAUAUCUGCUCGACUGGACGCACGAUGAAAUGCCUCAUAUGGAUGUUCCUAUUCAUUCGGUGUACGAACUUCGUCCGAAACCAUAUGGAACCGAGCUGAAGAAGUGGCAGUAUGAUGAAGCGACCGAUGAGUUUCAUGAGUUUUGAAAUAACUGUGUAAAUAUACCACAUCAAAACAAAACCCUUCCAUGCAUGUGAAGAGUGACCUUUUCUUUUAUAAAAUUUCUUUGGUUGAAACAGUCUGGCAAAUUAAAA
This is a messenger RNA of Umbelopsis ramanniana AG, 2007 nucleotides long. RefSeq lists its product as uncharacterized. Lineage: Eukaryota; Fungi; Mucoromycota; Umbelopsidomycetes; Umbelopsidales; Umbelopsidaceae. The transcript is spliced from 13 exons. The record is from RefSeq and is a predicted model, not a curated record. The coding region runs from base 214 to 1899 and encodes 561 amino acids. Gene Ontology annotation, cellular component: cytosol. Gene Ontology annotation, molecular function: ATP binding; 6-phosphofructo-2-kinase activity. Gene Ontology annotation, biological process: fructose metabolic process; fructose 2,6-bisphosphate metabolic process.